AUGACAGACGUGGCAGAGUCUGGCCCCCCCGAGCCCCAAGCGCGCCAUGUCGUCUACUGUGGAGUGUGCACCCUGCCGCCGGAGUUUUGCGAGUUCGGUGGCACCGCGAAGAAAUGUGAGGAGUGGCUGAAGGAGAACCAAUCCGAUCUGUGGAAUCGACUCUACUCCGAAGAGGCCCUGAGUGCCAACCUGUCCACCCUCAAGGUCUCCGUCCAGGAACGGGCCGCCAAAGAUGCCGCCAAGAAGGAAGCCAAGGCCGCACAGAACGAGGCCCGCGAUGCCGAGCGCAAGGCCGCCUCCAAGAUCCAGAUCAAGCGUGUCGAGCGGAACAAGCGCAAGUAUGUCACCGUGGUCAUCGGGCUGGAGGUGCAUGGCCUGGAGAAUAAAAAGGUGGCCAAGGAACUGGGCAAGAAGUUUGCGACAGGCUCCUCCGUGACCAAGUCCCCGUCCGGCACCGAGGAAAUCACCGUCCAAGGCGAUGUGAGCGAGGAUGUCAAGGAGUGGCUGGUGGAUGUCUACGGCAGCAAGGUCCCCGAGGCCAACAUCGAGCUCAUCGAGGAUAAGAAGAAGAAGAAGGCCGAGGCAUAA
Molecule: messenger RNA, 588 nt
Organism: Penicillium riverlandense
Lineage: Eukaryota; Fungi; Ascomycota; Eurotiomycetes; Eurotiales; Aspergillaceae
Gene: tma22
Product: putative RNA binding protein Tma22
Exons: 4
Coding region: 1-588 (195 amino acids)
Biological process (GO): formation of translation preinitiation complex; translation reinitiation
Molecular function (GO): mRNA binding; translation initiation factor activity
Source: RefSeq, a predicted model, not a curated record